ACGUGUCACAGAAUAAAAUUAGCUACUUUCCUUAACUUGCCCGAAUGAUAAUUUUGUGCGAAGAAAAAUCACUGAUAAAACCCUCCCUCUUUCUCUCUGUACCAAAGGAAUCAUCUUCAGAAGUUUUCGGUUGAUUUGCCUCUGCGAUUACUCUCCAUGUCGAUCAGAACAGUGAAAGUUAGCAAUGUUUCCUUAGGAGCAACAGAGCAAGAUAUAAAGGAGUUCUUUUCUUUUUCUGGUGAUAUUGAUUAUGUCGAAUUGCAUAGUGAAACUGAGCGGUCUCAAAUCGCAUAUGUUACCUUCAGAGAUCCACAAGGGGCAGAGACUGCUGUUCUUCUUUCGGGGGCUACUAUAGUUGAUCAGUCAGUCGUAAUAGAACUGGCUCCAGAUUACAAACUGCCUGCUGCUGCUUCAGUCCCCACUACUCCAACAGAGAAGACAACUGCACCUGGUCGUGAAUCUGCUAUACAGAAGGCUGAGGAUAUUGUAAGCAGCAUGCUUGCUAAGGGCUUCAUUCUAGGAAAAGAUGCCCUCAACCAGGCAAAGGCUUUUGAUGAGAAGCACCGGUUCACAUCAACUGCCACCUCUAAAGUUGCUUCUUUGGAUCAAAAGAUUGGUUUGAGUGAGAAAAUUACUGCCGGCACAGUCCUUGUAAAUGACAAAAUGAGGGAAGUGGAUGAGAAGUUUCGAGUUUCUGAGACAACAAAAUCAGCCAUUGCAGCUGCUGAGCAGACAGUCAGUAAUGCUGGAUCUGCUAUAAUGAAGAACCGUUAUGUUUUAACUGGGGCUUCAUGGGUCACCGGUGCAUUCAAGAGAGUAGCUAAGGCAGCAGGGGACGUGGGGCAGAAGACAAAAGAGAAGGUUUCGGCUGAAGAGGAACAGAGUCGAAGAGCAGAAGGUUACACCCAAAUUCAUGAGUCUUACUCUCCAAAUAUGAGUGAGCAGAUGUCCAAGAGCCCACAUUAAUGAGAUUUGGUCUUUUAUUUAGGCGAAGUUUAUGUAGAUAUCUUCAUAUGGAGUUUGGAUCUGAGCAUGUGAACAUUACCUGUGCUUUCCUAAUAUUUUGGAAAUGGUUGGUGCAUGGCUUUGUCGAACUCGCCAGGCAUAUUUGUGAUGAAAAAAAACAGCAGUUUUUUUUUUGUUUAUCUCUACGUGAUAUUGUUAUGAACUAACUGUUUUGGGGGGUCAUAAUUAAAGAUUUCAGCUAAUUUCCCUGUA
Molecule: messenger RNA, 1218 nt
Organism: Manihot esculenta (cassava)
Lineage: Eukaryota; Viridiplantae; Streptophyta; Magnoliopsida; Malpighiales; Euphorbiaceae
Product: binding partner of ACD11 1
Exons: 5
Coding region: 157-966 (269 amino acids)
Molecular function (GO): RNA binding
Source: RefSeq, a predicted model, not a curated record